GCCGUGUUUUCUGCCUUCACACCACAGACACCCUGCUUCCCGUCGUCGUCCUCGUCCUCGCCGCCAUCGUGCUCGCUGUCGACGUCGUCCUCGACACCCCCAUCCCGCUCCUCUCCUCAGCUCAUCGCUGGUUCCAUUUCGGUCCAGGCCCGUUCUGACCCACUGUCUCUGUUUCAUCUUCUUUGUUGAUUCUCUUCUUUUCAACAAAGCCUCUUGCAUUUAAAUACUCGCGCCAGCUCCCUUCUACCCCAUUCUUCACUAUUUCCCCAACAUGGAUCUUCAAUUCGACGAGUCGUGGUGCCCUGUAUGCGACAGGCAGAUCAUGCCAAAGCGCUUCCUUGUUCCUGUCCCACCACCGCAACCACCAUCAUCAGGCCCCUCUGCUCCUCCCUCAUCGCCUUCCUCUUCUCCAUCAAAAAAUCAACAAAGCGACAGCACCAUUACUCGUCAAACACGCCCAAAAAACAAUGCAUUGCGCACAAAGGGUGGUGGCCUGCUUCAGGGCACAGGCCGUGUCAAACCAAAUGGCACCAUCAAACGCACGGACUCUUCAUCCACUGGCAAAAACUCUCAGCCCCAAGUGCAACAGCCGGCCGCGAAGCCCGCCGUGCCUAUAAAGCACCGUACUGUCAUCGACCAGGGCCCAAUUCCUCUUUAUUGCUCUGACGAGUGUCGGAUGACUGACUUGAAUAGAGCCGCUGGUGCCUUCCACAUCGGAUAUAACCCAGAACGUGAAUCACCGCCUCUACCUCCAGUACCCCAUAAUUCGUUUAGUGGGAUGAGGAAUGAUGUGGAGGAUGACUCGAGUAGUGCCACUGGUUCUUCUGUGGAGUCCCACGUGUCUUACUCCGCCAGCCCAGUUGUCUCUCGUAGCAUGGCUACAUUGGCAGCUCUGUACGAUUUCCCCCCUCUUCCAGAAGUGCCCACACUCCUAUCAGCUGCCGACAGUGGGUCUUCUUCAGAUUCUGAAUAUUCCCAUGAAUAUCAAAGUGGAAUCAUGAUGGCUGCUCGACGCAUUACCGCUGCACUUUGUCCUGAUCCUGCUCAGAAGCGCAAGGCUUACAGCCACGAGGUACCUCAGCCGCGCAAACCGAUACCUGGCUGGACUGAUGGCAGUGAUGCAUGGCGAUCGUCUGUCUACAGCUUUGCGGCACCAUCAGAAAAUAGCUCUAAGGAAGGUACAGGAAAGGCAUAUUCAUCAUUCUCAGCUUCGCCUCACCGAUCGCGUGGCGUCUAUUCAACCAUAGGCGAGUCGAGCACGCCCACGGGUCGCAACAACUCAGUAGCAUCGCUACCUACCCAACGACAUGACUCAGAUCCGCUUCAGAGGUCAAAUGCAUCGUACACCGAAGAGCUCUAUGCCAAGUAUUCCCUUUCGUUAUCCCGACGUUCGGAAUCUCGAAACGCGUUAUUCCCAUCAUCUUCUGCUCAUUCGCUUCCUUCAACGUCAGGUUCAUCACGACGACGCCGCGAGGUGUCUUUAGUGAAGCCAGGUGCUGAAGGUCGCUUGUUGGUGCCAGACUUGAAGGCGCAUGCCCAUACUGGAUCGAGUCUCAGCCUGUCCUCGUCGUGCGAUGGUACAUCAACUACUUCUUGGCGGUCUGGGUCGAGUUAUCCUGCCAGUUCUAGGCCGGGCGUUCGCAGCCCACUUAGUCGCUUUCCAAGCGAAAUCAGCGAAGACAACAUGCAAAGUGAACAACGGGAUAAGAUUUCUGCCUCGCUGCCUCCACCACCGCAGAGGCCUACCGUACAGACUCGAUCGUGGUCUUAUGACAAUGUCAAGACUUACCCCGUGAUGAUGCCUCCGCCAAAGAAGGAGAAGCGCAUCGAGAAGCGGGUGGUUGACGGAGAGGAGAAGGACAUUGAGGUUGAAAUCGAGAUCCACCAGCCCCUCAAGCGGUUGUUUUUAUUCCCUGACAAGGAUGUGACCACCGAGCGUCCAUGUCGUAUAUUAUCAUUCCUAUACCCCGGAUGCACACUACCGACGAUACAAGCUACAGCGACGUCCCGUGGUUCAUAAUUCUGCAAGCAUGUUUACGAUAUACCCACCCUCCAUGGCACUACUUAUCGUCCAGCAUGACCGACUCUUCGGCCACAUUUUUCACACUACAUUCAUAUCACUCCUAUAAUGGCCUCAUCGUCUCCUAUGCUUAAUUGUGCUGCCUCACCACACCCUUGCGGUUGCAACUCCUAUCAAAGUUUUCUCGCCUAAUUUCUUCCUCACGCGUCACCCGUGAUUAAAAGUUCAAUAACGAAUUUCUUCUGUACCCCCUAUCAACAUAGCAUGUACCUCUUUUCAUUUUUUCCAUUUGUACUAUAAUUCUUCAUUGAUUCUUGUGCCAUUUGUAUAUUGUGUACUAUCAGACAUUCUCAAGGGGAUGCCAUUCUAUUGUAUGACUUUCCAGAACUCGUUUAGCUCUUGGACCUAAUACUUUUUCACUUUCUCGACUGUCGUCAUUUGCAUCAAUUGUUUUGGUUAGUUGGGUAUGUAAUUGGUGUUGGCCAAUGAUUGUGAUAUUCACUUUUUGCGGUUUUUCUACAUCCUUUAUUCCCCGGCUUCGAGUCGUCGCUAUCGCAUUGCACUGCAGCUGUUGUAGGUAAUAUAUGUACAUUGGUUUAUAUUUGUGGUUUUAGCAAUGAUACUGUUAUGACAGAAUUCUUCAUUGGAGCACAA
This is a messenger RNA of Serpula lacrymans var. lacrymans S7.9, 2674 nucleotides long. RefSeq lists its product as uncharacterized. The transcript has 4 exons. NCBI's taxonomy places the organism in Eukaryota, Fungi, Basidiomycota, Agaricomycetes, Boletales, Serpulaceae. The coding region runs from base 272 to 2020 and encodes 582 amino acids. The record is from RefSeq and is a predicted model, not a curated record.